AUGAUGCGAAAAUUUCGUCGAAUCUUUCGUGCACCCUCAACUCCACCAUCCGCCGCAGCACCGACUAAAGAUGAAACUAUGCACAAGACGCAUAGCUGUGACUCAACGUUGGAUGACGAUGCGUCAUACGUCAAGAAGAGAUCAUCGCCUGUGACCAAUUGUUCGAAUUCGACAGAAUCACCGAAAACCACAAAUCCUAUUCCACAUUCACCAUUACCUUCAAUAUCCGACGAGAAACAAUAUGCAAAAAUGCGUGUUAUAUCUUCUCCAGUCUUUCAAUUACGCGAUAUAAUUCAUGCUCUAUUAACAUCAUCCUCCUACGAUCUAAUCUCAACAUUUUUAACUUAUGGACAAUUAUUAGGCGCAUCGUCCAUUCAUGGUUAUCUCGUUGAUCCUACAAAUGAUACUCAAUUACUCAUUAAUGAUGAUCAUACCUCUUCCCAAGGUAUUGCUCUCUACGUUACCUAUGAUAUGAAACUAAGUGAUCAACAAUGGAAAGAUCAGUUCGGCAUCCAUGAAUCAACAAGUACUAAAUCGAAAAAUCCGACGACGUUUUUUCCUUUAACAGAUUAUUUAUGUAUACUAAGUGGCUCACGAGUGAUAUUCUACGAUCCGAAUGAACGUAUUAUCAACGAAGAUCGUGCAUUUGUUUCGAUCUUUGAUUUAGAAACAGAUGAUGUCACUGCAUUUAAAGAUCAAUUCUCGAAAUUAGAUUAUUUUCUAUUCAAGUCGAAAACGUACUACAAUGGAACGUUAAUUCGUCUUCCGUUGCGAACCAUUCUCACGCAAAAGCAAACGUUAAAUGAUUUAAAACAACAGAUCUACAAAUAUUUCAAUCUGAAUAAUUCAUUGAUCGAUUUAUUACUGAUGCAAUUGAAUUUGAGCACUAUCGAUUUCGAUUACACGAGGGACUUUGAGAUCUUCCAACGCUUUCUAUCCUACGAGAAGCAUUCUAUUUCAAGUAUACAUGAUAAUCAAUCCACCACACAAAUUAUUCAUUUAACAUUAUCUCGAUUGAUAAAUGAAAUUAAUACAAGUGAUGUGUCUUGUUGGCUUUUAUCGACACAUACGAAUCAAAGUGAUAUUGGCAAAAGUAAAACUGAGUUGAAAUUACUUCUUCCACUGACACCGCUUAGUCUUGCAUCGGAAUCGCACAAUUCAUCAGCACAAUCGUAUAAAUACCAAUUAAUCCAGAUAACCUCAUCUCGAACUCUGUACUGUCACUCAACGGCAUCAGUAAAUCUAUCAGCAAAGGAUGACCUAUCCACACAUUUACGUCAAAUGAACUUUCCGCAAGCGUACGCAUUGUUUUUGAAAGAUCUAUCUCGAUUAAUAAAACCAACGAUCACGUCGCCAUCGAAUUUAUCCAUCGAUCUGAUUUGGGAACUAAUGCCUGAUAUCGAUGAGCAUCAACGUUUAUGGAAUGACAAACAUCAAUAUACUUCGCAAUCGCAACCACAAGUUCAUCUGAUCAAUAAAAUUAUACCCGACAUGUGGAAAGAAAUUGGUAAACAAGAACUGUUCUAUUCCGUAACGGAUGGCUGGGGCUAUGUUGCGAUUGAGGAUAUGAUCAUCAAUAACGUCGAAGCCGGACCUAUUCAGGAUGUACUCACAUUUGUGUUUUCCGAAGCAAAUGCACCUAUUGUUAUCUUACCAUCUCACGUUAUCAACGGUUUGUGUAGAUACUCAAAUAAACAAUAUUUACAAGUGAUGACACCGUUUCAUGCAUCGGAGUUAUUAGCGAAGAACUCAUCGUUGCUCCUGCGUUUAUCAUUCCAACAAAAAGUGUCUCUCUUGAAAUACAUCAUUUUGAAUGAUCCUGAUCCGAGUUUAGUAUUGGAAUUAGAAUUGUUGCCAUUAGCGAAUCAUACGUUCGCAACAUUUCAAACAAAACAAGCGAUUACAGUGUAUGUCAUGGAUCGAAAUCUGAAUUUCUUGAAACUAUUUCACAAGGAACAACAUGAUCGGUUUCUGAAUCCGAUGAUCGAUCAAGAUUUAUUCGACAAAUUAUCAUCGAAGAAUUUUCAAGCCACAGCUCAACAAUUGCAGUUCGAAAUUCUACUCGACCGUUGUUGGUUGACGGCUACAAUCCGAAACGACUUCUUUCAACGAUCAGCCUUUGUCGUCGAAGCGCGUACAUCGCUACAAAGAACAAUCAUCUAUUCCAUCCUCACCUUCGAAUUCAAUCUCGAAAGGUAA
Molecule: messenger RNA, 2199 nt
Organism: Adineta ricciae
Lineage: Eukaryota; Metazoa; Rotifera; Eurotatoria; Adinetida; Adinetidae
Source: the annotation of a GenBank genome assembly